UGGUUUUAGUGUAAUUUCGAUUAGAAGAUGCCAAGAUUUGCUUAACAUCGAUCGAUAUAAACGAAAAUGUUGAAAGUUUCCAAUAUUUAUCCCAUAUUAUUCUCCUUGCAAUUUGUAUUGUUAUUUUGGGGUCAAUGGGUACUCCCUCAACAGGCACCUCCCUUCCUCGACAAGUUCUGCAUCCUUUGCAACAAUACCUGUGAAAAUGGCCCCAAUUUUCAUCGAUGGAUCGUUGAAGAACAGGUGGUGGCUCCCGACAAUUUUGAGCAAGUGGGCAAAGUAAUUAAUGGACAAUUUCCUGGACCCACAAUUACCAUUGGUACAUUUCAGCAUUUGGUUGUGCUGGUAGAGAACAGACUUUCUGUACCACUAACGAUCCACUGGCAUGGUUUGCAUCAACAAAGAACUGUCGCCGCGGAUGGCGCAGCUCUCGUCACACAAGCCGACAUACCACCCAAUGGAAAGUACACGUACUGCAUGUUUAUUGAAGAUGAGCCUGGAACUCAUAUGUACCACGCUCAUACAAACAUCGAUAUUAUUUGGAUUCACGGGGCGCUUAUCGUCAAGGAUAACAAUCCACCAAUCUGGGCAAAGACUAGAGAUGCGAGCAAGUAUCACUAUGAUGAAGAGCGGCUCCUCAUUCUGGAACAACUUUUUCACGAACCUGUUGAACGUUUUUUCCAAUCUCUGACCACCGCAGGACUAGCGCGGCCCGCAACGCAAAGUCUGAUGAUCAAUGGUCAAUCCUUCGGAGUGUGGCCAACCAGCAAUUCUGACGCCAAAGGAUACUCCGUUAUCAGCGUUCAGCGAAUGAAAACUUAUCGAUUUAGAUUAAUUAACUUGUCUUCCGAGUUGAUGUUUAGAUUUGAGAUUGAGGACCAUUCCUUGACCGUGAUUGAAAUGGACGGCAUAAUCUGCGUUCCAGUCAAAGUUGACCACGUGGAUAUUCAUACUGGACAGAGAUAUUCUGUCCUUGUCACGAUGGAUCAGCCCGUAGGAAAUUAUCUCACCCAGAUCAUACAAAAUCCUGGACCAGGACCGUUAAAUGGGGUCGCCAUCUUGCAUUACGAACAUGCUGCUGAUCCAACGCCACUACGGAAAAUGUCAAGACCAGGUGCUUCCACUCCCAUCGUUACGGAUGAGUGGAUCGUGUCCCAGCUAUCGCCCAAUCCUAUUUUAAAGCAGAGCCGAGUCUAUCCUGUUCCAAAAACGGUAGACAGGACAAUUAUGAUAGAUUUUCAAUCACAGAUCGUCGGUGGGUUGGCUACAAUUCAAAUCAAUGGCCACCAAUUCCGUAGCCCAGAAAUUGCUUACUUGGAUCAAAUCCGGGAUGGCGUAAAUGUGACGGAUAAUUUGCAAGUGUUUGAGAUUUUGCAAGGACAGCACAUUCAACUUAUCAUGCAGAAUCGAGCUACAAACCCUACCGGAAACUGCGGAACUCACCCAUUUCACUUCCAUGGACGCUACUUUUACGUUGCCGCAACCGGUCCAGACGUGUUUGACCCAGAAAGAGACGGACCACUGAUUGAUGAAAAUGUGAGAGCGUCAGGGGGACGGCUGCAAUUUCGUGAUGUUUUUGUCCAAUAUCCGGAACGCACGCUGGCUACAGGUGGAGGCUGUGGAUGGGUGGCCAUUAGACUAAUCGCCAACAAUCCGGGUAUCUGGCUAACUCAUUGCCACAUAACGUCACACAUGCUGGUAGGAAAAAUGUUUGUGCUUUGGGAACAUAGUGACCUGAAUCCCAUCCUCCUUGGAGAAUGAAUCAUUCUGAAUGAUGCAUAUUCUGGUAUAAAACCAUGAAAAUUUGUGGACAAUGUGUAGCAACUUUUAACUUUAUGAAGUCAAAUUAUAAGAUCCAUUUUAUAAGCUAUAAAUAAAUAUUCCCAGACAAUUAGUUGA
Folsomia candida is the source of this 1899-nucleotide messenger RNA. RefSeq names its product laccase-4. Bases 67 to 1761 code for a protein of 564 amino acids. Gene Ontology annotation, molecular function: copper ion binding; oxidoreductase activity. NCBI's taxonomy places the organism in Eukaryota, Metazoa, Arthropoda, Collembola, Entomobryomorpha, Isotomidae. The record is from RefSeq and is a predicted model, not a curated record. The transcript has 9 exons.